Messenger RNA from Archocentrus centrarchus (flier cichlid), 4050 nucleotides. RefSeq names its product solute carrier family 30 member 9 (gene slc30a9). Gene Ontology annotation, molecular function: monoatomic cation transmembrane transporter activity. The record is from RefSeq and is a predicted model, not a curated record. Bases 146 to 1876 code for a protein of 576 amino acids. Lineage: Eukaryota; Metazoa; Chordata; Actinopteri; Cichliformes; Cichlidae. The transcript has 18 exons. Gene Ontology annotation, cellular component: endoplasmic reticulum; membrane. Gene Ontology annotation, biological process: intracellular zinc ion homeostasis; zinc ion transport; transmembrane transport.
CACGUCACAGGUGACGUGAGUGUUUGUGCCGUUCCUAUCACCAGUUUGGCCAUAGAUUCCCAAAAUGGAUACAGAUUAUGCAGAAUAAACCUCACCACAGAAAGAAAGUUCCUGCGCUUCAGUACCGACUCCCGCUCCAGCGAGGAUGUUCCCCAGCCUGGCCGCCCACAGACCGUGGCAUGUCUUCCGCAGAGUUUCCAUGCAGCACAGAUCGUCCCUGUCGCAAAGGCUCUCGAGGUUCCCGCAGCUGUGCCACGUUUGGCAGAGUGGAGGGAUGCACAGCUUAUGGUUCAGCCUCCCAGACUGCCGUGUGGCUUCCCUAGGGCUGGGCAAGGUCCAGUAUUACUCUACCUCUGACUCCAGUAAAGAUGAUCCCCCAAAACCACCAUCAGGUGCUGCCCCCACUACGGCAAAGCUUGUGUCUGGUGCUACACAAGUGACCCCAGAUUCACCAGGUGCAACACCUCAGGGACUGACUAAAGCUGAGACAAUUCAAGUGAAAGUUCGUGCUGUCCUGAAGAAAAGGGAAUAUGGAGCCAAAUACACUCAGAACAACUUCAUCACUGCAGUCAGAGCGAUGAAUGAGUUCUGCCUCAAACCAAGUGAUUUGGAACAACUGCGGAAGAUCAGAAGGCGCAGCCCUCAUGAUGACACAGAGGCUUUCACUGUCUUCCUGCGCUCAGACGUGGAGGCCAAAGCACUAGAUGUCUGGGGAAGCCAUGAAGCUCUGGCCAGAGAGAGAAACCUCAGGAAAGAGGUGGAGCGAGAGUACCAAGAGAAUAUUUUUCGGAAUCAACGCCUGUUGCAAGAAUACAAAGACUUUUGGGGAAACACUAAGCCACGGUCAGGCCAGAGGACAACAUUUCUACAAGGGCCAGGGAAGGUGGUGAUGGUUGCUAUUUGCAUCAAUGGGCUGAAUUUCUUCUUCAAGCUCCUGGCUUGGGUCUACACUGGAUCAGCUAGCAUGUUCUCCGAAGCCAUCCACUCUUUGGCCGACACGUGCAACCAGGCUCUGCUCGCUCUGGGAAUCAGCCAGUCAGUCCGCAACCCGGACGCUGUUCACCCAUAUGGCUUUUCCAACAUGCGCUACAUUGCCUCCCUCAUCAGUGGAGUGGGCAUUUUUAUGAUGGGAGCGGGCCUCUCUUGGUACCAUGGCAUCAUGGGAUUGCUGCACCCAGAGCCCAUCGAGUCUUUGUUAUGGGCUUACUGUAUUUUGGCGGGCUCUCUGGUAUCUGAAGGAGCCACAUUACUGGUUGCCAUCAAUGAGAUAAAGAGGAGCGCCCGACAGCAAGGACUGUCUUUUUAUGAAUAUGUAAUGCAAAGUCGAGACCCAAGCACUAAUGUGGUGCUGCUGGAGGAUGCUGCAGCUGUACUGGGAGUUAUUUUGGCUGCUGGUUGCAUGGGGCUCACCUCGCUUACAGGUAACCCGACCUACGAUAGUUUGGGCUCUCUCGGCGUGGGCACGUUGCUGGGCACCGUCUCAGCCUUCCUCAUCUACACUAACACAGAGGCCCUGCUGGGACGCUCCAUACAGGCUGAGCGCGUGCAGAAGCUCACAGAGUUUCUAGAGAACGACCCCGCUGUAAGGGCCAUCCAUGAUGUGAAGGCCACUGAUAUGGGACUGAGUAAAGUGCGCUUCAAGGCUGAAGUUGACUUUGACGGCCGUGUGGUGACACGGUCUUAUCUGGAAAAACAAGACAUUGACCAAAUCCUCAACGACAUUCAGCAGGUGAAAACCCCCGAGGACCUGGAGAACUUCAUGCUGAAACACGGGGAGAACAUUAUUGACACCCUGGGAGCUGAGGUGGACCGCCUGGAGAAAGAACUCAAACAACGUAACCCAGAAGUUCGUCACGUAGACUUGGAGAUACUAUAACAUCCUGGUGUACCAUGAAGAAAAAGGUGAAAGGAUGGCCACGCCUGCCUCUGCAAACUGCCUCCCUUUCUGACUGCACAACACACAACAAACCUGCACAAGCUGUCAAGUCUUACAGUAGAAUAGUCCAGAAGGAUGAGCAUGGACAGUAUUUGAGCAGCGAUCAUGCCUGAACUUCAGUUCGCGAUGCUGUGAGUUCACCCUGCCAGAGAUCCACUUUCACAUUCCAGUGUGAGUGUUCCUGGCAGAAGACUAACGGCUGUCAUUAGUCUCCUUGAGUUUCACUAGAAAUUCACGCGCAAACUACGACAGCAUAGUCUGGCUGUUUGCUUGAACUCGCAUUCCUCCGUAAAAGUGUCGUGAUGUGGUUGAGAUAAUGUCUGUUUCUAAAGCAAACCCAAGAACAGGACCAGUAUCAUUUACUAGACUUGUACUUUAAUGUUAUUCUUGAGCCACAGUGAUAGUGUUUCCUUCGUUAGUGCAAAGGAAACCAAAGAGCUACAAUUUCAAACCAGACUUAUUUAAAAGCUAGACAAUAUUAGUUUUUUUUUUUUUUUUCUUUUAAUGUAAAAACUGAAGACGAUGCGAUGCUGGGUUCUCUAAUGGAGACAGAAUUUGUGAUGAAUAGGUUUUUAUUACUAUUAUAGAAAAUUAAGUGGUGUUAUUGAGAGAUUUUGACUUGUUUAAUAGGUAGAGUGAAUAUAUAGCACUUAAUGAGUCAUCACAUGCAAAAAAAGAUUGUAACUCUUAAGAAAACAGGGUGUUGCAACUUUAAUUUGUGCUGCCAUGAUAUUAUGAUGACAAGUCAUCUCACCUACAAUUGCAGGGUUUCCUCCAGAAAGGUUGACAGGCCUGGUAGUCGGUGCUGGAGGAGUCAGGGUUAUGCAAAGUUUUAGUUCCAUAUGUUUUCUAGUUUCACAUUUUUUUUAGACUAGAUUGGCUUUGCAGGAUAGUUCAAAAAUAAACAUACUUAUCCCACAGCCCCUCAGUCCAUCCUCUAAAACGAGCUGUUUUAUCUUGUCUACCUUUAAGCCAACAGUCUUCUGAUUGACUGCCCUUCGUAUCCGCUCUCUGACAUCAUACGUGGCCAAGUUUUUAAAAAAGUAACUGAAGCCUGAGCUUUUGGCACAUAGAGGUUACUUAUAUGUAUGCUGACCUCAUUCUUUGAAAGCUUUGCUAUGUUUAUUAUGAUCAUCCACAUACACACUCUCUGUGCAGACACACACACAAGCAAGCACAUCAUCUAUAUCGGCAGGAGAGCACCAGAUCAAGAUUGAACAUGUUCACGUAGAGCGAUAAAUAAUCCUGCUGUAACUGGUGGUCCUAUAUCAGCUGAGCAUUGUACUAAGACAGUCUUUUUAUUUUUCACUUUAAUCUCCCAACUCUUUCGAACAGCUGAGACAGUAGCCUAAUAUGAUGCAGUAGCUAACCUAACAGUUGGUGCUAUUGUGCUUUGUCUUUUUUAAAAUCCCAGAUGCAUGUGUUUCAUGGGCAGUGGUGGAAACCCUGCAUUGUAUUUAUCAUACCCAGUAAAUGGGUUACAAUCUCUACACAAGGUCUGAUGAUGAGACUGAUCAUCCUUCCAAGUCAAGAAAUCCCAAUAUAGGCAGUGACUUCCCUCUAAACUCUGAACUCUGAUGUUCUCCAGAUUUGAGGUUUAGAGGCUCGUCUUUUCAGGUGACUGAUCGACUGUGUUAUUCCAAAGAUAAAGCACAGGAGGAAUGAAAACGUCUAUGCCCCUUUCCACUGUGGAUAAAUAAGUGAUCCAUAAUGACAGCAAAUGGACCAGCUACAUUUUCUUUUUGUUUUUUGAGGUCCACCAACAGCUGACAGCCUAAAGGCAUUGUUUAAUCCAUUCAUUGUCACCCUGUGCAGCAUGUGUACUAAAAUUGUGAAGUUACUCCUACAUAAUGUAUCUGCUGAAUAAUCUGUAUAAACUGGACUUUGAUGGUGCUUUUGCUCCAUCCUUUGUUCGCUGUUCCUGCGCAACCUGCCCACGUGUCAUCGGGCUUCAGGAGGUGGGCUGGAGUCAUGUCAUCUUUACUGAGAGGGCAGAUCUGUAUUUCUUUGAAGGUGACUGAACUGUUUUCCAUUGGCUUAUAACGGUGUUGCCACUGUUGAAGGACUUGGGAUGAACAUGAGAUAAUUUAUUAAAUUAUUUUGGUUUCCUUUUG